AUGAUGAUGCUCCUCAUGGUGGUUCUUCCCUCCCUGCUUACGGGUGGCCUUGCCAUCCGCGACAUGACAGAAGAACCUACGGAGCAGCAGCAGAUCGGACCGGAGGUGAGUCAAGAGCCCGGUGAGGCUUCACCAAUCAAAGAAGCCGCUGCUGAAAGGAAGAAAACGUUGGAGGAGAAGGGAGACACGGACACAAACAUGACGGAGUGCAGGCCUGUAACUGUCAAGCUUCCGCACUUAUACAGACCAGGUGUAGUCCUUUCUUCAACAUCUUCUGGGCAGGGAGCCGCGGUUUUGUGUCCAGCGUACUAUGUGAAUGAAAGUUGCGCAUCCCGGACCCUGCUGGGAAAGCAUCUUUCUGGUAGAGCAUUCGAAACGUACGUGCGCAAGAUUGGGGAUCUCGAUGCAAGCCAGCACGACUACGAAACAAUCUUGCUUCAUUGGGCAUCAAUGGUACGCGGCCGAAAGGACUACCCGGUCGAGUUGGGAUGUGAUGUCCAAGCAUUUACGCCGCUAGGAGACGUGGACUAUGUCCUGGUGGCUUGCAGUUGUGCAGCGCUUCUGCCACUUCUACUUGUGUUUGCAUGUCUGGGGGUGUUCAUCGUGCCAUGCUUCUUUUGCCGGCUGUGUGGUGCUUGCGGUGGGAUCGUGUUGGCAGCAGUUCCUCCAGGUCCUCAAUCUCCCGAUCACGUUGCAACCUGGCUGGAGCAAAGCUGGUUCACACGUGCCACUGAUUGGAGUUGCGUGCGGGUUGGUGUUGUGAUCGUCUUCGCUUCUCUCUUGUUGUGGGCCUGCUUCCCGCUCUCGGGAUUUCCGACACUGCAGACGGCUGUGGUGUGGUUCAUAUGCCUAUGCCAUCUCAUGCUGGGUCUCUCCGUCAUUUGGGGCCUCCGUUGUAUGAGCAGGGUCACGUUUGCCUACUCCGCUGAAGACCUUCGGAUGUCAUUGCGAAGCGAGUUCCGCUUGAUAGCCUGUAUGCUUGCACCGAAAAUCCUUCUGUCUGUUAUGCUUUGCAUAGGGAUGCUGUGUGCGGGCCUCCCUGUGGUGUGCUGCCAAUUGUACCUGAGAUCGACGCCUUUAGUGGAAUCACUUUUAAAUCCAUGGUCUGUCGUACGGCUGCUGGCUUUUCUUUGUUGUGAAGGCCUGACCUUCCUCAUGAUGAGCAGAUUCUUGCUUGAGGCAGCCAUUGCAGGCCGCAUUGUUGAGGCAGAGAUUGUCGAAGUAAAAAGGGGCCUUGACAUAGUGGUGGCAGACCCAGAUCUGGUGACGAAGGCCCGCACGGGUUGCGGGAGGCUCGCAAAAGAGAUCCUUCCCGAGCUGGCAAAGAUUAGUGGACCAACCCUGUGCCUGGCAGCGUUGAAGGGUGCCACUCAUUUUGCCUAUGUUAUUGGCUGGCUCGAUGUGACAGGCCAUCUGAGUGAUUCGGCAUUUGCGACAGAGGUGUUCCUCUGUACCCUUUGCUUGGCAUGGGCGCUGCUGGAUCUUCUGGUUGGACCUCUAUGCCUCUUCCUGCCCGCUAGAGUUUCUGAUGCCUUUGCAGACCUACUGGAAAUCUUGAAUGAGCUGCGGAUCAAGCCGGUCAAGGAAGGUUGCAGUGCUGAGGUGGACAGAGAAAUUCGACUCAUUCGCAGCUUCAUCAAAGAUGCAAACCGCGGGAAUGGCUUGGGCUUCAAACUACUCGGGACAGUAGUGGACAAGCAGACGAUUAUUUCGAUGGCCACGAAGCUCAUCGCCGCGUCCUCCGUCGUAGUGACAUUGCUGCGCCAGGUCUACAAAGUGGGACAGGAUGAAAUGGAGGCGCAAGCUCUGCUCAGGGGAGAUGGAGCCGUGUAUAGCUGA
Molecule: messenger RNA, 1839 nt
Organism: Symbiodinium sp. CCMP2592
Lineage: Eukaryota; Dinophyceae; Suessiales; Symbiodiniaceae
Source: the annotation of a GenBank genome assembly